Messenger RNA from Oncorhynchus masou masou (cherry salmon), 4039 nucleotides. RefSeq names its product GTPase IMAP family member 4-like. The record is from RefSeq and is a predicted model, not a curated record. The coding region runs from base 1539 to 2894 and encodes 451 amino acids. Lineage: Eukaryota; Metazoa; Chordata; Actinopteri; Salmoniformes; Salmonidae. Gene Ontology annotation, molecular function: GTP binding. The transcript has 6 exons.
AGAAAAGGAAAAAGGAUCGGUGGCAGCAAGUAGACCGGUGACGACGACCGUCGAGCGCCACCCGAACAGGAAGAGGAGCCACUUUCGGUUCUCUUUCCUUCUCACAGUGUAAUGGAUAUGAGGCUCCCAGGUGAUCAUGGUAGAGGUCUGCUGCUUCUGAGGAUCCUGCAUCUCUUCUUGCACCACUUUGGGCCAGAAGAUUGGGAAUUCCUUUGCCUGAUAAACACGUGAUAUUCCUGUCUUGGAUAGAGCCCCCCCUUGGGUUGUGCCGUGGCUGAAGUCUUUGUGGUCUAUACUCGGCCUUGUCUCAGGAUGGACCUGAGCCCUAAGACCAUGCCUCAGGACUACCUGGCAUGAUGACUCCUUGCUGUCCCCAGUCCACCUGGCCGUGCUGUUGCUCCAGUUUCAACUGUUCUGCCUGCGGCUAUGGAACCCUGACCUGUUUACCGGACGUGCUACUUGUCCCAGACUUGCUGUUUUCAACUCUCUAGAGACACUCUUAAUGAUCGGCUAUGAAAACCCAACUGACAUUUACGGCAGGGUAGCCUAAUGGUUAGAGCGUUGGACUAGUAACCAGAAGGUUGCAAGUUCAAACCCCCGAGCUGACAAGGUGUCGUUCUGCCCUGAACAGGCAGUUAACCCACUGUUCCUAGGCUGUCAUUGAAAAUAAGAAUUUGUUCUUAACUGACUUGCCUAGUAAAAUAAAGGUAAAAUAAAAAAUAAUCUUAAAAAUCUUAACUGCCUAGUUAAAUAAAGGUAAAAUAAAAAUAACAGUUAUCCUGAGUUGAACUCAGAAUUCGCCAAAGUUAGCUAGAGCCUGAUGCGAAUUUUUGCAGUUUUUUGUUAAAAAUCGCGCAACAUUUCAAAGUCCUGCUACUCAUGCCAGGAAUAUAGUAUAUGCAUAUGAUAUGUAUGUGUGUAUAGAAAACACUCUGAAGUCUCUAAAACUGGUUAAAUCGUGUCUGUGGCUAUAACAGAACGUGUUUAGGAGUAAAAAUCCCUGGUAAAACUGUUUACCAAAAACACAACAAAAAUAUUAAUCCGCCAUUCAAUGUAUUGUCUAAGGCGAAAAAAAUAAAAAAUAAAAUAAGCCUACAGCUUCCACACGAUGUCGCCAGUACUGGCAUUUCAAGUCUGCUUUAUCCUUGGUUAGAUGACGUAUAGGCCCUUCCUGUUUUAGGCUCACCACAGGAUGUUGUGAAAUUGAAAACAUGGACGAUGAUUUCAAGACUUGCUGCUAUCGAAUACAGAUCGCCCUGUGAUCAAUUUUAUAGAUUAUUAACGUUUAUUAAUUACCUAAAGUUGGUUUAGAAAAGUAGUUUGAAGUGAUUUGUAAAAGUUUAUAGGCAACUUUUGUCAUUUUAAAAAGUGACGUUGCGUCUUGUAAAGGGGCAUUUUCCUGGAUCAGACCUGCUUUCAGCUAAUGACAUUUUUGGUAUACAAUGGCGGAUUUAAUCGGGAAAAAGACCUAAUUGUGAUGUUUAUGGGACAUAUAGGAGUGCCAACAAAGAAGCUCGUCAAAGGAAGGCAGCUCCAGAAUGCAGGUGUUUCAGUCGAGCUCUGUGCUUUCUGUGGUGGAGGGGCAGCCAGUGGAAAAUACAGAGGGACUGGUGGUUAGUAGCCUACAACAAUCAACAAUGGACAGACCUGGAUUCUCUACAGCCCCUCAUCCUCCUGAUGUCAGGAUUGUGCUGCUGGGUAAAACUGGAGUGGGGAAGAGUGCAACAGGAAACACCAUUCUGGGUCAAGACGUGUUUCACUCAGCUUUGAGCUUUUCCUCAGUUACCAUGGAAUGUCAAGAGAGAACUGUUCUCAUUGGACAGAAUAGAGUCAGUGUGGUUGACACUCCAGACUUCUUCUAUGCAACACACACACAGGAGGGUUUGAGUUCAGAGAUAGAGAGAUGUAUCUAUCUCUCUAACCCUGGACCUCAUGCAUUUAUCUUUGUUCUAACUCUUGAUACUUUCACUGAGCAGGAGACAGAUGUAGUCACUGUAUUUGAGAAAUGUUUUGGUGAAGUAGCUUCAAGAUACACCAUCAUUGUCUUUACUCAUGGAGACGAGCUGAACAACAGAACAAUAGAGGAACUAGUAGAGAAAAAUGUUAAGAUGUCUGAGCUCAUUGAAGAGCGUGGUUGGAGAUAUCAUGUCCUUAACAACAAAGACAGAGCCAAUAGAAACCAGGUGACUGAGCUGCUGGAAAACAUUCUCAUCAUGAUGAAUGUGAACGAAAGUAGCUGUUACACACAUGGCAUGUUGCAGGAGGCAGAAAGAAAGGCAAGAGAAGAGACUGAGUUGAUUAAAGAGGAGAGUCUCAGGGAAGAGAGGAACAGAGAAGAACAGCAGAAAUGCUUAAAGAAGGUGGGAAGAGAGAGAGAGGAGAGAGUACAGAGAGAGAUGGAGGAUAGAGAAGAGAGAGAGAUGGAGAGAGAAACUCAAGAGAAAAAAGCACAACGUGGUGCAGCGAUUCUGUCCAUUUUAUGUAUGAAACCAAAGCAUUUCUAUCUGCUCAGUGCUUUAGUUGCAGUGGCCAUGGGAGGCAAUUGUGCAUGGAGCAAAGACCCUGUGAAUGUGACAGAGUUCAUAAGGGGUUCUCUGAUAGGGGUGUUACCUGAGGCAAUGGGAGCUGGAUCAUACACACUUAUAGACAUAGCCUGGGGACCGAUUUUAAGAUGGGUUGUAAGGUCUUCUAUAGCCACUGAGAUCCAGACUGGGAAAUCAGUUGGAACAGCUAUGGGUUUCAUAGGAGCAGCAGCAGUUGGUGGAUUGACAGGAAGGUUAGUUGGCCCAGGAGGAGGAGUGGUGUUAGGAGGAUUAUCAGGGUUGUUAGGAGGAUUAUCAGGGUUGUUAGGAGGAGUUGGUGUGAUGGCGUUAAGAAAUAAAUUCAAAGACUAGAAAAAGCAGAUAUUUCCCUGUGAUUCACUUCUGAACUACAGCUCCACUUCCUGUCUCUAUAUGGGAGGAGCUCUGAUUGGACAGUUAGAACAUGCACAGUAGAUAGGAAUGCAUCUUCCUAUGAAUCCCCUCUUCAUAAUGAUGUCAUUCUAUAUUAAAAUACCCUUUUGGAAAAUGGUGUCAAGGUGUUCAAGACAGAGAUUCAUGUGAGAGGAGAGUACAUAGAGAAGAGCCCUUGAUGAAUGAGUACAUGUCAUUCUCUAUUUCAUAUUGGCAAGUAUAACAUUUAGCUUCAUAUGACAUUUUACUGUCUUGGUUAUAAUGUGAACAGAUAAAUGUUUGUGAGCAGGUAUUAGUGCAUAAACGGCAUUAUAAUGUGUUAUACAUAGCUCAUGAGGCGUUAAUACAUUUGCAUUUAAUCCAUUAUGAAAAGGGUAUUCGUAGGAAGUUACCAACAAAAAAAUGUUUUAUUGUCACACACCGGAUAGAUGCAGUGAAAUGCGUUGUGCCACAGGGUCACCCUCCUGGAGCAAAUUGGGGUUUAGUGCCUUUUUCAAGGACACAUUGACAGAUGUUUCACGUUGACAGCUCAGGUUGCUGGCCCAACACUCUAACCGCUAGGCUACCUGCCACCCUGUCUUUGAUGUUAACUCUUCUACAUUCUACCAUCUUAUUCUUAAUCUUUCUUUAAUUAAUAUCAAAACACUCCUUCCACACAUACUCUGUUUAUAGACCAAGAACUGUUGGGGCUGGUCCACCAUCACUAAAUGUAAUGAUUUGGUCUGCAUGUGUGAGGGGUGUUGAAUACUGCAGUCAUGUUGCAUAGCUGGUAAUGGACAGUAUUUCAAACUGCAUUUUACAAUCAUGAAAUAUACUAAACUGCAGUUUUUUUCUGUUCUUAACAAUGCCAAGAAUCAUAUCUAUCCAGGUUCAUUAACUCUGUAAAAACCACAAGUGUGUAAUUUUGGGAGGCAUGUGUUAUAUAACAAAGUUGUCAAGGAAACCAGUUUGUCUGCUUCAUAGGCCUCACUCCUCCCAUUUGUUGAACGUCAACAGUGAGAUACGUGGAAAUGUAAGUCUCACUGUACUUUGUUCACUUGUACAGAAAUAUGUUGACAUCAGAUAUAAAUGAAACCUUGUCCUCA